This is a messenger RNA of Closterium sp. Naga37s-1, 4638 nucleotides long. The record is from the annotation of a GenBank genome assembly. Lineage: Eukaryota; Viridiplantae; Streptophyta; Zygnematophyceae; Desmidiales; Closteriaceae.
AUGGCGCUGGCGGACGACCCCCCGGAGGUGUGGGUGGUGGACGUGGGGCGCGACCGCGAGGCCACCAAGGACGCGCUCGUCACGGCCGUCAAUGACGCCACGGCCGUCAUUUAUCGCGUGCUGCUGCGGCUCGUCACCACCGGCGCCUCGCCGGUUGGCGCAGGGCAUGCAGCGGGAGGCGGAGCAGGGGGAGCGGGCGGCGCGGGAGGGGGCGAGGGUGAGAAGGGCGCAGUGGGCGAGGAAGAGCGGGACUCACCGCAUGCGAUGCUGCUGCCGUACAAAGAGUUCGCGGAGAAGAUGGACGUACCAGACAUGCUCAUUUUCAGUAGAUCCCUCACCCCCUUACGCACAUCGCCCCUUCCUCGUCUCCUCCACCCUCCAUAUUGCCCCCUCCUCAUUCUCGCACCCCUGUUUUGCUCCCUCCUGGUGGCGGCGGACACGUUCGUGGCCCCCACGGACAAGCGCGAGAGGGCGCUGUGCCACGCCGUGCUCGCAGGGGAGGCCUCGCGCCUCUACAUCGGCCAGCGCAAGAAGCUGUUCAGCAAGAGUUCAAACCUACCAGCAUACUGUGCGAAGCACCUGCCAUACACGUGCGACAUCAUAGUGGUGCAGGCCGGCCGCAAGGUCAAGCACUUGCAGGGCGUGCUCUCACCCGACGCCCUCGCCCCACCCGCCCCUAGAGGCUCUGCUGCUCCCGUUCCUGCGCCUGCUUCCGCUUCCGCUUCUGCCUCCCCCUCUGCGUCCCCUGCUACUGCCAAGGCAGGAGGCGUGAGCGCGCUUCUAAGCCGCUCUGCAUCGUCCCGCUCUCCCUCCUGCAGCCCACCUCUCUCCCCGUCCGCUUCUGGCCCCUCCCCCACACAGCCGCGCAUGCAGAGAGGGAGGAGCCUGGGCCGUGGCACGCUAGGGGCAGGGCCUAGACUCGCAGAGGGGGAGGUGGGGGGGCUGGCGCAGGUGGAAGAAGGGCAUGAGGGGCGAGGGGCAGCAGGGGGGCGGGACGGGCGGGAAGGUAUGGCACAGCUGUUGAACGAGAGUAAUGUUCCUCACGGCAAGCAGGCAGCGCGUCUGGAUACCGCUGCUGCCUCUCCUGCUGCUGCUGCCGCUGCUGCUGCGGCAGCAGGCAUGGUGGUAGGUCCGUCAGCGGAUUCCGGGGCAGCAGCGGCAGCAGCGGCAGCAGCGGCAGCAGGGGCAGCAGGGGCAGCAGGGGCAGCAGGGGCGUCAGGGGCAGCAGGGGCAGCAGGGGCGUCAGGGGCAGGCGGCACAAGAGGGGUUCCGCCCCAGGCGUUGGACCUGAGGCACCUCGUGCUGGCGCGCAAAGAACUGGCCGCCCUGGCGUUCGCUCAGGCCGCCGCCACCACAGGGGGGGACGCUGGGGACGCAGGGGGCGGGGGAGGGCGACGGGGAGGAGGAGGAGGAGGGGGAGGAGGAGGAGGAGGAGGAGGAGGAGGAGGAGGAGGAGGAGGAGGAGGAGGAGGAGGAGGAGGAGGAGGAGGAGGAGGAGGAGGAGGAGGAGGAGGAGGAGGAGGAGGGUCCAGCAUUGGAUGGGAGAGCCCGGGGCCUAGUGGGGGGCAGCAGCAGGGCUUCUCUUCUGCCACAAGCUCGGCAGUGAAUUCCCCACGGCUCAAGCGUGCUCUUUCUGCUAGUUACUCCUCUGCCGCGUCCUCUGGUCUCACCCCAGGCCUCACCCCCGGCACAGGGUCUCCCGCCAUGGGCUCUCCUGGCAUAGCCAUGGGCGUCUUUGGGUUUGCGUCUCCGUCUCCUGGCAGCAGCCUUCUGAAUAGCCCUUCUGUGCCCUCGCCGCUUGCGCGGGCUGCUGCUGCUGGUGGCUUUGCUGGUGUGCCUCCUGCCGGGUUCCACUGGGGCUUGCAGGUAGCACUGCAACAGCAGCAGCAGCAGCAGUUGCAUCGGCUGAGCAAUGUGGGUGCUGCUGCUGCUGUUGCUGCUGCUGCUGCGGCUGGUGGAGAUGCAGCAGCAAUGGAAGGAGUGGAUGAGGAGUGGAGCAGCGGGAGGAGCAGCGGCAGGAGCAGUGUGGGAGCAGGGAUGGGUAGGGAGGAGUUGAGGUCGGUGGCUGGUGGUGACACAGGCGGUAUGCUUGGAGGGGAGGUGGCUCCAUUUGAGGUGCAGGGUGUGGGCGAGGGGCAAGGGGAGAAGGGGGGUAGCCACACAGCCGCGCACCUCCCCCCACACUCUCUCCCCCCGUCCCUCCCACCGCCACCACACCAGCCCCCAUAUCCGAUCCCCUUCUCCCCAUCCUUUCCAUUCUCCAUGCAGCACUCGCUCUCUCUCCCAGCGUCCGUCCCCACGUCCCUGCCAUCCAUGGGCGUGCCAGGAGGCGCGAGGGAGCGAGCAGAGGUGCAGGUACUACUGGUGGAGCUGGCACGCAUGCAGCAGCAGGCGCGGUCCGCACAGGAGGCAGCAGAGAGAGCGGAUCGCGAGGCAAGGGAGGCGAGGGAGGAGGCUCGGAGGGCUGCGGAGAGUGCGGCUGCGGAGGCGGAGAGGAGAAUGAAAGCUGAGAUGGAACGAGAGGUGGCGAAGAGGAAGGCGGAUGAGGAGUCGAAGCGAGCCGCAGCAGCAGAAGCAGAGGCAGAGCGCGUGCGGCACGAGGCAACCGAGCUGGCAGCAGCAGCCUCCGCCACUCUCGCCAAAGCACAGGAGCAGUACGCACUCAGCCGACAAGUGCAGCAGCAGCAGCAGCUACAACAGCAGCAGCAGCUACAGCAGGAGUUCAGAGAGUACAGCAUUGAGGAGCUGGCGCGUGCGUGCGACAUGUGGGACGAGGAGAACCUGGUGGGCGAGGGCGGGUACGGCACGGUGUAUCGCGGCAUGCUGGAGCACUGCCCUGUGGCCGUCAAGUGCCUCAAGACCGCCAACAGCAACCAGGCUCUGAAAGAGUUCAAGAAGGAGAUGGACGUGCAGAGGGGGCUGCGGCAUCCGACGGUGGUGCUGCUGAUAGGGUGCUGCCACGACCCGCCGUGCCUGGUGUACGAGCUCAUGCCGUGCGGGUCGCUGUACGACCGCCUCGUGUGCGACCAGGGCUCGCCCCCCCUGCCCUGGAACCACCGCUUCAACAUCUUUGAAGACACCUGCAAGGCUCUCAUUCACCUGCACAACCGCCACCCCGCCAUCGUGCAUCUGGACCUGAAGCCAGCAAACAUCCUCUUAGACGGCAACAUGCGGGCAAAGCUCGGCGACGUAGGUCUAGCGCGCUUCAUGGUGGGCAUGGACAGCGGCAAGAGCUUCAUACAGCAGUCCGUGGCCGUGGGCACGUUCGGCUACGUGGACCCGCACUUCCUGCGCACGGGCCAGUUCAGCCGCGAGUCCGACAUCUACUCCCUCGGCAUGGUUCUCCUCGACAUGCUCCGCGGGAUCGACACCUCUAAGAAGCCUGCUGGAGGAGGAGGAGGGGGAGCAGGGGGAGCGGCGCGGCGGCACGUGGGGGACCGGGUGGCGGCGUUGGAGGGGCUGGAAGCAUGUGUGGCGGCGGGGGAUGUGGAGCGGUUGCAGGGGUUGCUGGAUCCGACGGCUGGCACGUGGCCGCCGGGGAUUGCGAUGCGGCUGGUGGAGAUCGCGCGGCGGUGCGCGGCGUUCAAGCGCAAGGAGCGCCCGGAGCUGUCGCGAGACGUGAUGGCCAUGCUGGCGGAGAUGAAACCCGCUGUCAUGCGCGCCGCCAAGCAGCAGCGCGACCUGGGUCUGCUCAAGGAUGACUCCUGGGGUGGCGGCAGCGGUGGUGGUGGUGGGGGUGGUGGGAUGGGGGUGCAUGGGCGAGGCGGGGGCGGUGCGGUGGGGAGUGCGACGACGCGGUCGGGCGUGCAGGUGCCUGAUGGGUUCCGAUGCCCCAUUACCAUGGUGAGACGGGAGGGGGGAUGGGAUGGCAUGAUGAUGGUGGUGAUGAUGCUUGUGCAAGGGGGACCUAAUGCCGCUGAGCUGAUGCAGUGGCCAGUAAUAGCAGGGGAUGGGCACACGUACGAGCGAGCGGCCAUGCAGCAGUGGCUGCAGCAGCACUCUGUGUCCCCGCGCACGGGGCGGGCCUUACCGCACACGCACCUGCAGGACAACCUGCUCGUGCGCUCCCUCAUUGCCGACUGGGUCGCCUGCCAUGGCGGCCUGCUGCUCCGGUCGGAGGUGCUUGAGGAGGGCUGCUCAGAAGGUCCCUCGGAGGAAGGUGGUGAGGCAGAGGCAUACGCAGAGGGCGAGGGGGACGAGGAAGGGGCGCAGGACUGGGCGUCAUACGUGGAGGAGCUGGGGGAGAGUCUCCUGCCUCUGGGUAUUCACAGUGAAGUGUGUGUCCCGGGCGAUGGCGGCAGUGUGCCAGGAACGGACGGUGAGGAUGGGCUCCCUGCGGUCGGUGCGCCUGCGGGGCACAAGUCGAGGCGCGCCAAUCACAAUUACUACAAUCACAGAAACCCGCGACUCUCGCUUGGGUGCGCGCAAAACGGCAACACACCCGCCAUGUCGGCGGCACCAGGGCACGCGCACACGCGUGUGACGACGGGCGAGGAGGGCGAGGAGCUAGACCCCAUGGUGGAGCAGUUACAGGACUGCAGCCGCCUCUACGUCCGCCUCGAGAACUGCCUUGUGGAGCACGACAGGGACUGGAGGAAAUGCCAGGAAGCUAGAACCAGCCUCGCUCGCAUACCCUAA